GGGCUUCACUCCGGCUGGCGCUGCUGCCUCGCGCGCUCCUGCUCUGCCGCCACGGUCCCGGGGGCUGCUCGUCCCAAGUACCAUGUGUGACGGCGCCCUGCUGCCUCCCCUGGUCCUACCCUUGCUGCUGCUGCUGUUUUGGGGUCUGGAUCCCGGCACAGCUGUAGGCGACGCGGCGGCCGACGUGGAGGUGGUGCUCCCGUGGCGGGUGCGCCCCAGCGACGUGCACCUGCCGCCACUGCCAGGAGCUCCGGGGCCCCGACGGCGGCGGCGUCCUCGCGCACCCCCAGCCGCCCCGCGCGCCCGGCCAGGAGAACGCGCCCUGUUGCUGCACCUGCCGGCCUUCGGGCGCGACCUGUACCUGCAGUUGCGUCGCGACCUGCGCUUUCUGUCCAGCGGCUUCGAGGUGGAGGAGGCCGGUGCAGACCGGCAGAGCGGACGCCCAGCGGAACUGUGCUUCUACUCUGGCCGCGUACUCGGCCACCCAGGCUCCCUGGUCUCGCUCAGCGCUUGUGGCGCCGCCGGCGGCCUGGUCGGCCUCAUCCAGCUUGGACAGGAGCAGGUGCUAAUCCAGCCUCUCAGCAAUUCCAGUGGUCCCUUCAGUGGACGAGAGCAUGUGAUCAGACGCAAAUGGACCUUGACACCCAGCCCAACUGCCGAGGCCCAGGUACCUGGGCAGUUCUGCAAGGUUCUAACAGAAAAGAAGAAGCCCAGAAAGGGCAGGCUGUCUCGGGACUGGCGGGAGCGGAGGAACGCUAUACGGCUUACCAACGAGCACACGGUGGAGACCCUGGUGGUGGCUGAUGCUGACAUGGUGCAGUACCACGGGGCAGAGGCUGCCCAGAGGUUCAUCCUCACUGUCAUGAACAUGGUAUACAAUAUGUUUCAGCACCAGAGUCUCGGAAUUAAAAUCAACAUUCAAGUUACCAAGCUUGUCCUCCUACGACAACGUCCUGCCAAAUUGUCCAUUGGGCACCAUGGUGAGCGGUCCCUGGAGAGCUUCUGUCAUUGGCAGAAUGAGGAAUAUGGAGGUGCGCGGUACCUCGGUAACAAUCAGGUUCCAGGAGGGAAGGACGAUACACCCCCUGUGGAUGCUGCUGUAUUUGUGACCAGGACAGAUUUCUGCGUUCACAAAGAUGAGCCGUGCGACACUGUUGGAAUUGCUUACUUAGGAGGUGUGUGCAGUGCUAAGAGGAAAUGUGUGCUUGCCGAAGACAAUGGUCUCAAUUUGGCCUUUACCAUCGCUCAUGAGCUGGGCCACAACUUGGGGAUGAACCAUGACGAUGACCACUCAUCCUGUGCUGGCCGGUCCCACAUCAUGUCGGGCGAGUGGGUAAAAGGCCGGAACCCCAGUGACCUCUCUUGGUCCUCCUGCAGUCGAGAUGACCUUGAAAACUUCCUCAAGUCCAAAGUCAGUACCUGUUUGCUGGUCACAGACCCCAGGAGCCAGCAUGCAGUGCGCCUCCCUCACAAGCUGCCAGGCAUGCACUACAGCGCCAAUGAGCAGUGCCAGAUCCUGUUCGGCACCAAUGCCACCUUCUGCAAAAACAUGGAGCAUCUGAUGUGCGCUGGACUGUGGUGCCUGGUAGAAGGAGAUACGUCCUGCAAGACCAAGCUGGAUCCUCCCCUGGAUGGCACCGAGUGUGGGGCAGACAAGUGGUGCCGUGCUGGGGAGUGUGUGAGCAAGACGCCCAUCCCGGAGCAUGUAGAUGGAGACUGGAGCCUGUGGGGUUCCUGGAGCAUGUGCAGCAGGACAUGUGGGACAGGAGCGCGGUUCCGGCAGAGGAAAUGCGACAACCCGCCCCCUGGACCUGGAGGCACACACUGCCUGGGUGCCAGUGUGGAGCAUGCCGUCUGCGAGAGUCUGCCCUGUCCCAAGGGUCUGCCCAGCUUCCGAGACCAACAGUGCCAAGCACACGACCGACUCAGCAGCAAGAAGAAGGGCCUGUUGGCAGCAGUGGUGGUUGAUGAUAAGCCAUGUGAGCUCUACUGCUCACCCCUUGGGAAGGAGUCCCCGCUGCUGGUGGCUGACAGGGUCCUGGAUGGCACUCCCUGUGGACCUUACGAAACUGACCUCUGCGUGCACGGCAGGUGCCAGAAAAUCGGUUGUGAUGGCAUCAUCGGGUCUGCAGCCAAAGAGGACAGGUGUGGUGUCUGCAAUGGGGAUGGCAAGACCUGUCGCGUGGUAAAGGGUGACUUCAGCCACUCUCGGGGGACAGUCAAGAACCAUCUUUGUAAGAAGAUGUCCACGUGUGUGAUGGCAAAGGCGGUUCCCAAGUGUUUCUCAUGUUAUAUCGAAGCUGCCGUCAUUCCUGCUGGAGCUCGGAGGAUCCGGGUGGUGGAAGAUAAACCUGCUCACAGUUUUCUGGCUCUCAAAGACUCCAGUAAGAGAUCCAUCAACAGUGACUGGAAGAUAGAGCUCCCUGGAGAGUUCCAGAUUGCUGGCACGACUGUCCGCUAUGUGAGAAGGGGCCUGUGGGAGAAGAUUUCUGCCAAGGGACCAACCAAAUUACCGCUGCAUUUGAUGGUGCUGUUAUUUCAUGACCAGAAUUAUGGAAUUCAUUACGAAUACACCAUUCCUGUAAACUACACCGCUGAAAAUCAAAGUGAACCAGCAAAGCCACAGGACGCUUUGUUCAUCUGGACCCACAGCGGCUGGGAAGGGUGCAGCGUGCAGUGUGGAGGAGGGGAACGCAGAACCAUCGUGUCAUGCACACGAAUAGUUAAUAAGACCACGACUCUGGUGAAUGACAGUGACUGCCCUCAAGCCAGCCGCCCUGAGCCCCAGGUCCGAAGGUGCAAUACACACCCAUGCCAAUCACGGUGGGUGGCAGGCCCAUGGAGCCCCUGCUCAGCCACCUGUGAGAAGGGCAUCCAGCAUCGGGAGGUGACCUGUGUAUUCCAGCUACAGAAUGGCACACAUGUCACCACACGGCCCCUCUACUGCCCAAGCCCCCGACCAACACCAGUGCAGAGCUGCGAAGGCCAGGACUGCCUGUCCAUCUGGGAGGCAUCAGAGUGGUCACAGUGCUCUGCCAACUGUGGUAAAGGGACGCGGAAGCGAACUGUGACGUGCACCAACUCACAAGGGAAAUGCGAUGCAUCCACAAGGCCGAAAGCCGAGGAGGCAUGUGAGGACUACUCAGGCUGCUAUGAGUGGAAGACGGGGGACUGGUCUAAGUGCUCAUCCACCUGCGGGAAGGGGCUGCAGUCCCGCGUGGUACAGUGCAUGCACAAGGUCACCGGGCGCCAUGGCAGUGAGUGCCCCACUCUCUCGAAGCCGGCAGCCUACAGACAGUGCCACCAGGAGGUCUGCAAUGACAAGAUCAACGUGAACACCAUCACCUCCCCUCGUCUUGCUGCUCUGACAUACAAAUGCACACGGGACCAGUGGACGGUGUAUUGCCGGGUCAUCCGAGAAAAGAACCUCUGCCAGGACAUGCGGUGGUACCAGCGCUGCUGCCAGACAUGUAGAGAUUUCUACGCGAACAAGAUGCGCCAGCCGCCUUCUCCGCCAAGCUCAUGACACACGGCUCAGCAGUUGCUCAGCACUCACACUCGAGGUCCGAAGCCUGGCAUUUGAAUGAGUGAAAUGCCCACCUUCCCAAAAGCAAACCAGCCCCAUGGCCAGGACUCCCUGAAGCACACCUUGGCUCCCCCAACAAGGCCACCCCAAAAAUUCAGUUGCAUAGAACUUAAGAGUGGACUUGACAUUGCCAUUAGUGCUUUUGUUUAAUAUAUUAUUAACAGCCACUGGAUGGCUUUCUACAGUAAGGAAAAACAAUGGGCAUGAGUCACAUAAUUAUUAUUUCUAAGGUUCCGUGUACUUCAAAAGGGAACACCUCUGGCAGACAGUUGCCGAGAGAGAGACACCAUUCAUUGCUUCUGUCCUGGCUUUCUUUUGACACUGAAUACCCAAUGCCUGUUGUACUGUGGGGGUUGGGGAGGGGUACAUUCUGAAAAUGAUACACCAUACUUAGAAGAGGCUUUAUUCUGAAAGCCAACAACACGCUGUAUGGAAGGACAGACGCAGACAAACCUCUACUGGCUGAUCUGGAGCCCACAUUUCUUAAUCAACCUUCCAGAUAACACAAGGAUGGAACUUGGCCUCUCUGCCCAUCUCUGAGAACCUAUUCUCAAAACCCUGGGCCUUGCCUUGGAAGUUUUAUUCCUGAGAGUUUAACUCUGCAUAGACCAACAAGGAGGCCAGCGUACGUAGCACACUGCCCAAGUGGGGAGGACAUUCUGAAGGGCUGGGUCUGGGGAAGCAUCUACUUUUCCAAGCUCUGCUGUUCACCACGUAGGGCGACAGAAGUGCCUUUCUGCAAGGUGUGGUGAAACAGGACACAUACCAGUCGGGGCAAUGGAUUCUACUUCCUAGCAUACAGGUGGGCUCAGCACAGCUUGUCGUGUGGACUUCCCACUCCUCCGGGCGUCCACUCCAGCAGGCCCUUUGCAGAGCUUUGCACCUUUAGCUGCUGCAGCACCACCCAACAGCCCACUAGCCUUGCAUUGGACCUUGGCCUUGUAUCUGAAGUAAAGAUUACACUCAAGACCUCUGAGGAUGCAGUUCAGGCCUGGGAUCUGCAGAGUAAGGCCUAACUGCUUCCUUGGGGCGGGUUUCUCGAGCUUGGUGUGCCAUGACCAGUGGAUGCACACUGCCCAGCUGGGAUGGGCACCAGGCCUCAUGGAACCAUCAUCACCUUGCAGAAGGCCUUCUUCAUAGUCCCCUCACCCUUUGCCACAGAGCUGUUUUGUCACCCAGAAUGGCCUCUUUGAGAGCACACCUUAUGGUAGGACCCUGGCUGUCCCAGGCGGCCUGUUGUGCUCACCAACUUGGUGGCUAUGUCUCAUAGGUGCUUAUGUUGAAACUUACCUUGAGAAAGUCCCUUCUCCUCCCUGGGUUCAGACAGAGGAUCUCACUUGGGCCAAUUUCCACAGAUCAUCUUCAAGUGCUUGAUUUAUUGGUGCUGUUUUGUUUUUGUUUUUUGAUUUUUACUGUCCCCUAGCAGAGAAGUGGUAGGGAUGGCCAGAAGUAUAUUCAGUUCCACUUGAAUCAAUGAAAAGUAUGGAGAAAACUCCCUAGGUGCUUAAAUGAGAGAAUGUCAGGAUGGAUUAAGUGACCCGUCAGCCACCACUCCAGGGCCUGUGCAAAACACUGUGCUUUCCCAACUCAGGCCUGGCCACCAGCAGACUCCCCUGAGCCCAUUUCCACAAAACCUUCAAAUGCUGGGGAGCUUGAGGUGGCACUAUCUUCCCCUAGUCCAAAAUGCACUGUUAAUUCACCAAAAGACAUUUGCCUUUUGGAAUCAAGAAGCAGAACAGGGGCAACCAGCUGAGGCGGCCUCGGUGACCUUUCUUGUUCAUCCGCAGGGGCCCACCCAAGCAGACUGAGCAUGUGCUGGUACUCACUUUGCCUGGUGCCUCUGAGUCAGGCUAAAGACUCCCCUGGCAAAAGCCCCAUACCUUCAGAAUGAAAUGAUCAAUUUGGUUAUUAUUAAACACUCCGCUAAUUCCCCAGGGUCAGUGUGUUCCUGAGCCCUUGCAGCUUAUGCUGGUGCUGUCACUCUGAAAUCCACCAGCCCACCUUCGGUUUAAUGGCAUCAGCCAUGUCACCAUCAUGACAUUCUUGUUCCACUUUGUAGGAGACAAGCUCUGAGUACCAUAGUGAUGUUUCUGUGUUAACAAUACCCUGCACUAUCACUCAAGUACUGUACCUUUGUGGUGGCACAGAUGUGUUACUAACUAGAGUCUCACGGUCUCACGGUGCUAUUCUUCUUGGUGCAAAAUGAAACCCUCUCAGUUGACCAUGGCUUGAUGUGAUCAGAACAGAGGAAAAGAUCCUCUAUGGCAAUAAUAUCAUUGCUCUUUUUUUUUUCAUUUCAAAGUCAAAUGUAUAUAUUUUCCAUUAGUUAACUUACAUUACGUACUGUACCCAUGGUAUUGUUUGUUUUAUUUUUUUGGUGCUGGUUUUUGGGGAAAAAAAAGACAAACAUUGGUUGCCGUUAUACAUGAAAAAUUAAUCAUUUCAUUGGAAGCAAGUUGAACACGUGUAAUAAAAUGUUUUUCUGUAA
Molecule: messenger RNA, 6074 nt
Organism: Marmota monax (woodchuck)
Lineage: Eukaryota; Metazoa; Chordata; Mammalia; Rodentia; Sciuridae
Gene: Adamts17
Product: ADAM metallopeptidase with thrombospondin type 1 motif 17
Exons: 24
Coding region: 83-3526 (1147 amino acids)
Biological process (GO): proteolysis; extracellular matrix organization
Cellular component (GO): extracellular matrix
Molecular function (GO): metalloendopeptidase activity
Source: RefSeq, a predicted model, not a curated record